AUGGCGUCCACCGUUCCAUUCUCACCGAGCCCCAUAGCUCAACUCCGCCAGGCCAAGGCCAACAGCUCCAAUUAUCAUCCAUGGAAAACCCACAAAAAUCCUAUCUUUAUUCACAUGUCGGGCCCCGAGAUUCCCAGUUAUUCCCAAAUACCCCGACGCCCCUCUUCCUCUUUCCCUCAAACCCUCAAACUUCCGUCCCUCCACAGCCCCGACCCGAUCCUCCCGCCGACCGUAUCGGACCCCACCGACGACAACUUCGCGGAAAAUCCUCACAAAUUGUUCACCCUGCAGUUAAUCCCAAACGGGUACCGCCUGAACCCGGCUGUACAAUCGGACGGCCGGAUAUUCAUUCAGGACCCGCCAUGGAUUUCGUCUCUCUUCGACAAGAGCCUGCUCUUCAGGAACCGGAGCCGGAGCGGGGUCAAAAUAGAAUUUCAGGAAAUGGAGAGGCGGAAGUACCAUUUGCUCCGGCGGCGGCAGGUGAAGGCGGAGACGGAGGCGUGGGAGAACAUGACGGCGGAGUACCGUGAGAUGGAGAGAGAAAUGUGCGAGAAAAAAUUGGCGCCCAACCUGCCUCACGUGAAGCGAUUUAUCCUGGGCUGGUUUGAGCCUCUGAGGUCGGCCAUCGAGAUGGAGCAGAAUCUGCAGAGGUCGAAAAAGAACAAGGAGGCAUACGCGCCUUUUAUAGAUGCUUUGCCAGCCGAAAAAAUGGCGGUCAUUGUGAUGCAUAAGUUGAUGGGGUUGCUGAUGAUGGGUGGGAAGGACGGCAGUUGUGUUCGUGUGCUGGAGGCCGCCCUUCAAAUCGGGUCAGCAAUCGAGCAUGAGGUUAAAAUUCAUAAUUUCUUGAAGAAAACAAAAAAGCAUCGAGGAAUAGAAGAUACUGAUGAAAGCCAGGUAGAUUUAAGUAAGGAAGAUGCAAUUUUGAGAAGUCGUGUGAAGAGUUUAAUCAGAAGCCACCGUGUCAUUGAAGUACAAAAAAUAGUCAGAAGUGAAGUUAAGUCAUGGGGUCAGAAUGCUCAGGCUAAGUUGGGAUGUUGCCUUUUACAACUGUUAAUUCAAAGUGCUUAUGUACAACCACCCGUUGAACAGUCAGCUGAAAGUCCCCCUGACGUUCGGCCUGCAUUCAGGCACUUAUUGAAGAGAGGAUCAGGGUUAGAAUUUUACUUGAAAAAGAACAAUGUGAAGAAGUGCGGAGUCAUAGAAUGUGAUCCCCUGGUUCUUUCUGGGCUUGAUCAAGCUGUUAGACAUAUGGACAUUCCGUAUGUGCCAAUGUUGGUGCCACCCGAGAAAUGGAAGGGGUACGACAAGGGUGGUUACCUGUUUUUACCUUCUUAUUUAAUGCGUACUCGUGGUUCAAGGAAGCAACAGGAAGCUCUCAAAGCUGUUCCUUCAAAACAAAUGCAGAAAGUUUACGAUGCCCUUGAUACUCUAGGAAACACCAAGUGGAGAGUGAAUAAACAUAUAUUAGGAGUUGUUGAGAGCAUUUGGGACUCAGGUGGAAACCUUGCUGGCCUGGUAAACCGUGAAGAUGUUCCAAUACCUGAGCUUCUCUUGGAUGAUGCAGAAGAAGUAAAGAAGUGGAAAUGGAGUGUGAGGAAUGUGCAAAAAAUCAAUCGUGAAAGACAUUCUGAAAGAUGUGACACUGAACUAAAGCUCUCCGUUGCUCGGAAGUUGAAAGACGAGGAAGGGUUUUACUUUCCGCACAAUCUUGACUUUCGAGGCCGUGCAUAUCCUAUGCACCCCCAUCUUAAUCAUCUAAGUUCUGAUCUCUGCAGAGGAACACUCGAAUAUUCUGAAGGAAAGCCAUUGGGGAGAUCUGGUUUAAAUUGGUUAAAAGUACAUUUAGCAAAUCUCUAUGGUGGGGGUGCCGAUAAGCUUUCUUAUGAUGGUCGCCUCUCGUUUGUGGAAAACAAUUUAGCAGAAAUAUUCGACUCUGCCGAUAAUUCUCUGAAUGGAAAUCGAUGGUGGUUAAAGGCUGAAGAUCCUUUUCAGUGCUUAGCCGCAUGUAUUAAUCUGUCUGAAGCCUUAAGAAGCUCAUCCCCAUGCACUGUUAUUUCCCACCUGCCCAUUCAUCUGGAUGGAUCGUGCAAUGGAUUGCAACAUUAUGCAGCUCUUGGAAGGAAUAGUUUUGAAGCUGCUGCAGUCAAUUUAGUUGCUGGGGACAAACCUGCCGAUGUUUAUUCAGAAAUCGCAGAGAGGGUUCUUAAUAUCAUGAAAAGAGACAGCGAAAAGGACCCAGCAAAAGAUUCAAAUGCUUUGCUAGCCAAACUCUUGAUCGGUCAGGUGGAUAGAAAACUUGUCAAACAGACUGUGAUGACCUCAGUAUAUGGUGUUACUUAUAUUGGUGCACGCGAACAGAUAAAGAGAAGAUUGGAGGAGAAGGGUCUUAUUACUGACGGAAGGCUGCUCUUCAGUGCAGCGUGUUAUGCUGCUAAAGUGACAUUGGCAGCCCUUGGAGAGCUAUUUCAAGCUGCACGAGCAAUUAUGGGAUGGCUUAGUGACUGUGCUAAGAUUAUUGCUUCAGAAAAUGAACCUGUACGUUGGACAACACCACUCGGCUUACCUGUCGUACAACCAUACUUCAAAACUCGGCUUUGUGCAGUAAGAACCUAUCUCCAGAUUUUAACUUUAAAGCGCGAGGGUAAUUUGGUUGAGGUAAGAAAGCAGAGAACUGCAUUUCCUCCCAACUUUGUGCACUCACUCGACGGCUCACACAUGAUGAUGACUGCCAUUGCAUGUCGAGAUGCUGGAUUGCGUUUUGCAGGUGUGCACGACUCGUUUUGGACACAUGCAUGCGAUGUUGAUAGAAUGAGUAAGAUUCUGAGACAAAAGUUCGUGGAUCUAUAUAAUAUGCCGAUACUUGAAAACCUGCUCGAGAGCUUCGAGACAUCAUAUCCAACACUCACAUUUCCACCUCUGCCAGAUAGAGGAGACUUUGAUCUCAACCAAGUUCUUGAAUCUCCAUACUUUUUCAACUAA
This is a messenger RNA of Striga hermonthica, 2979 nucleotides long. The record is from the annotation of a GenBank genome assembly. NCBI's taxonomy places the organism in Eukaryota, Viridiplantae, Streptophyta, Magnoliopsida, Lamiales, Orobanchaceae.